Molecule: messenger RNA, 3654 nt
Organism: Carassius gibelio (silver crucian carp)
Lineage: Eukaryota; Metazoa; Chordata; Actinopteri; Cypriniformes; Cyprinidae
Product: indian hedgehog B protein-like
Exons: 3
Coding region: 650-1897 (415 amino acids)
Biological process (GO): cell fate specification; multicellular organism development; intein-mediated protein splicing
Molecular function (GO): patched binding; calcium ion binding
Source: RefSeq, a predicted model, not a curated record
GAGUCCAGACUUGUAAUGCGCCUGUUUGUCUCGCGUCUUGGCAGCCGCCGGUUGCGGUACAGGGGGAGAGCGACAGGACUGAUAAAAAGCGCGUCUGCCCGGAGGGGUGGAGAGGAGGGCAGAGACAGGCAGAGGGCAGGACUGGCAGGGUGCGGCUGCUUCAGUAGCAUCUGAGCUCGGGUCACUUCCAUUUCCAUCUCGACUGAGAGCCGCGCGCCACAGCGCAGUAGUCAAACAGCCGAGCCGGGAGCCAGAAACCGCUGCGGGACGCGCGCUCUGACCGCGGCUCUGCGCAACCAGGAUCCGCCUGCAGACGAUUCUAAACGCGCAUGCCAAGAUAAACGGAACUUCUCUAUUUAUUCCCCCUGUCUCCGCUUGGACUGAGAGAAAGCGAGUUUUACAGACCUGAGAGGAGGACCGAGGAGCUGGCACCAGCCUCGCCGUCUGAGGAACCCUAGGUUUGCCGGGGUGUCUUUCCGUGCGUAAAAGGAUGGUGAGCGCCAGGUGUCCUAAUAGACUGGUCCUCCUCCCCCUCCGGUGAUCUUGCGCGGGGACUGAAGCUGAGAUUGGGGGGAGGAGGGUCGCUUUACCAUCAUCUUCAGCAUCUUUGACACUCCAUCUUUUGGAGUGCCCGCUGGCACCGGUUGGCAUGAGACUCUCCACAGCGGCGGCGCUCCUCACCGGCUUCAUCUUGGCUUUCUCGCCGGCGUACGACAGCUGUGGACCGGGCAGAGGUUACGGCAAGAGACGGACUCCGAGGAAACUCACGCCUCUCGCCUAUAAGCAGUUCAGUCCAAACGUUGCCGAAAAAACGCUGGGAGCCAGUGGGAGAUAUGAGGGGAAGAUAACCCGCAACUCCGAGCGCUUUAAAGAGCUCACGCCCAACUACAACCCAGACAUCAUCUUCAAGGAUGAGGAGAACACAGGUGCGGACCGCAUGAUGACGCAGCGCUGUAAGGAUAAGCUGAACUCCCUGGCCAUCUCCGUGAUGAACCUGUGGCCUGGUGUGCGUCUGCGUGUGACCGAGGGCUGGGAUGAAGACGGCCAUCACUCUGAAGAGUCUCUGCAUUAUGAGGGCAGGGCGGUUGACAUCACUACCUCGGACCGCGACCGGAACAAGUACGCCAUGCUGGCCCGUCUGGCAGUGGAAGCCGGCUUCGACUGGGUCUACUACGAAUCCAAAGGCCAUAUACACUGCAGUGUCAAAUCAGAGCACUCGGUAGCAGCAAAGACGGGUGGCUGUUUUCCUGGAGGGGCUCUGGUGACGAUGGAGGAUGGCACACAUAGACCAAUCCGAGACCUAAGAGCAGGAGACCUUGUUCUGGCCUCGAUGGGAAGUGACGGGACUGGGGAGCUCGUCUACAGCAAAGUCCUUGCCUUCCUGGACCGUAGCCCAAUAACUCAGAAGCACUUUUAUGUGAUCAGCACUGAGGAUGGGGUCAGUGUCUCCUUAACGCCAGCUCAUUUACUGUUUGUCUGGGUUGGAAACUGCUCCAGCGGGGACCAGCCAAAGCUUGGAUCCCUCCGGACGAUAUUUGCCAGUGAUGCCCAGCCAGGGCAGAGUUUGCUGAUCGUCACUGAAGGAGAUCUCAGGAAGCGUGUUUCACGGAUCGCUCAAGUGGAGGUGCGGGAGGACCGGGGUGCUUACGCCCCACUCACUGCCCAUGGGACUUUGGUGGUGAAUGGAGUGAUGACCUCAUGCUACGCUGCGGUGAAUGAACCACAGCUAGCGCACUGGGCAUUUGCACCUCUACGCCUGUUGUACAGCUGGACCGGACCGGAUCGGAUCCUUAAGAACGGCUUACACUGGUACUCUCAGGUCCUACUCCGUGUGGGAACACUACUGCUAGACUCAGAACUCUUUCACCCGUCGGCCUUAGAAGAUCACCAAAGAUGAUGAAUUGAAAAUUAACUUUGAGAUGAGUGAGUGGCGGGAAAUGAUUGAAUGCUUAGGGUUUAUGACUUAAAGGGAUAGUUCACCCAAAAAUGAUUCUCAUUAAUUACAUGAAUUACUCACCCUCAUGUCGUUCCAAACCUGUAAGACCUUCAUUCAUCUUUGGAACACAAAUUAAGAUAUCUUUAAUGAAAUCCAAGAGGUUUCUGACCUUGCAUAGAUAACAACACAACUACUACAUUUAAUGCCUAGGAAGGUAGUUAGGACAUUGUUAAAAUAGUCCAUGUUUAGUCCGUCAGACACAGGAGCCAUUAUUCUGACGUAGAACGUUCAUUGUCUUUAUAUUCUGGUUAGAAUAAGUAAGGCUGAGCAAAAAAUGCAAUGUCACCCUCUCCGUGAAAAUCUUCAGACAUGUCUAUGAAGACUGAUGUUUAACGUGCAUCUUCCUCAGCUUGCAAACAAGGUGCAGCUCAUCCGGGUUCUUCUACGUCAAUAGCAUCUCACGCAUGCGUCAUGGUAGUCUCCUGAACAUGCAUCGAAAGACAAGUUGUUGAAUAAAGGCAUUAUUUAUGUUUUCUUUGCACACAAAAAGUAUUCUCAUAGCUUUAUAAAAUUAAGGUUGAACCACUGAUGUCACAUGGACAUUUUAAUGACGUUCUUACUACCUUUCUGGGCCUUAAAUGUGGUAGCUCCAUUGCUGUAUGUGGAGGGUCAGAAAGCUCUCGGAUUUCAUCAAAAAUAUCUUCAUUUGUGUUUUGAGGAUGAACAAAUGUCUUACGGGUUUGGAACGAUGUGAGGGUGAAUAAUUAAUGACUGAAUUUUCAUUUUUGGGUGAACUGCUAUGUUAGGCAAAUGUGUACCAAAAGCAGACUUUUUAAUGACUAAAGGUGAAGAGUGUCAUUUCUGAACAACAAGCGACACCAAGCAGAAUUGCAAAAAUAAUUUUUAAUGCCCUCAUAUGUAAAACCCCAAACACAUGCCAUGGACCCUUUUCCAAAUUUCCAGGGUUCUCAGGAACGGAAACCAUAAACUUCUAUGAAGUGCUGCAAGGAUGACAUGUUUUUUAGCUUAUUUUCUUAAUUAAUCCAAAAGUCAGUGGAAAAAAACCUAUUGGCUUUUUGUUGAGGGAACCAGCGUGACGUGAACUUUAAGGUUGUCCUACAAAACUACGUCAUCACUGCAGCGCUCUACACACUUACAAUGAUAAUAACUGCAUUUCUUGUAGUUGUAUAAGCUCAAAUAAAAAUUUCACAUUAAAAAAAUUCCACACAUAACCUUUAACGGCAAAAAAAGUACAGAUUACAAACUGACCUCUUGUCUUGCUUCUUACAGAAAUUGUGAGAGACCAAACAUUGUCUGUGCCUUAUAUUUGUUCACUGUUCCAGUAAUCCAGUCUCUUUCCUCAUUAGAUUGUCAUUAGUCUUAAGAUAGUCUGUUAAACUAUUUUAAAAAUGUUAUUUCAAAAAAAUUGCUUUUUGAUAUCAUUAAGGUUAUAUAAGGUAUUCGGGUAAAGUAUUUAAAAUCUAUUUUUGAAAUUAAACUUUAUACAAAUUAUUUAUUUUGUCUCAUAUUUGCUCUUUGAUGGCUAUGACAAUUGUAUUAAUUAUUUUUGUCAUCUGUUUGAUGUUUUGUCCGUGUCAAUGGUCCUCAGCCUUUUUGACUCCAAAUACCCCAUUUGUCCAAGACAAUAUUGGAAGACGCUGCUGUCUAAGCUGAUUUUUUCCUCUUUAUCUGUUGUAAUAAAAACUGGUUUAAAAACA